UACUGCUAAUGUUGCUAACUCAUUUGAGCCAAAGAAAGAAGGAGGAUAUCAACAGAGGGGGAACUUUCACAACUCUGGAAGAACACAAGGAAAUAGAGGAGGAUAUGCCUUUAGAGGUAGAGGAGGCAGAGGAGGCAGGAUCUCAAACAACCGCCUCAUCUGUCAGCUUUGUCAAAAGCCUGGGCACUCGGCUGAAAGGUGUUGGUAUAGGUAUGAGCCGUCCAAUGGUGGAGGACCUAUAUCCAGACAAAAUCAGCAGUCACAUCUUCAUCAACAAAGUCCCUUUCAUCCUUCGAAAUCCUACUGCAAAUGUAACACGUGCUCAGGGGCCAGCUCAGGGGCCACAAAGCUUUCAGUCUUCCCCUUCACUGUAUUCACAUUCUGUAUCAGAAUGUGGUUUUGAUGUUAACUCAAAUGCCUCUUGGUAUCCAGAUUCAGGAGCGACUCAUCAUAUCUCCAACGAUCUAUCAAAUCUGAACUCCAGCACUGAAUAUCUUGGAGGACCAGGAAACCAAGGGGGUCAUUCUCAGAGGUACUCUUGAGCAGGGGCUCUACCGUUUCCUUCUGCCUAAACCAUCUACCAAGCCUUCCAGCUUUACAAAUUUAAUCAAGAGCAAUGGGUAGCCCAUUGCCUGCUCACUUUCUGUAGGCCCUUUAGCUUCUGUUUCUAGUUUAGGUCCUUCAUCUUUUAGUUCAGUUUCUGUUUCUAGCAUAGACCUAUGGCACAAGAGACUUGGCCAUUGUGCCUUUGAUGUAGUUGAGA
This is a messenger RNA of Salvia hispanica, 763 nucleotides long. The record is from RefSeq and is a predicted model, not a curated record. Lineage: Eukaryota; Viridiplantae; Streptophyta; Magnoliopsida; Lamiales; Lamiaceae.